AUGGCACCAAACACGGAAGCCAAGGAAAUUGCCAGAACACAGGGUCCCCGAGAGCCCCGCAGCGGGGUGGGGAGCAGGGGAGCCAGGCCCGGAGAGAGGCGGCCAGGUGUCCGCUCCUGGGACGUGGAGCCCGGCGUCUGCAGCCUGGACGAGCAGCUCAAGGUCUUCGUGUCCCGACACUCGGCCACCUUCUCCAGCCUCGUGAAAGGCCAGCGGAGCCUGCACCACCGCGGAGAGACUUUGGAGACGCUGGUCCUCCUAAACCCAUCGGACCGGUCCCUGUGCGAUGAGCUCCGGAACCUCCUGCUGGACCCGGCUCCUCACAAGCUGCUGGUGCUGGCCGGACCCUGCCUGGAGGACACCGGGGACCUGCUGCUCCAGACGGGGGGCUUUUCCCCCCAUCACUUUCUCCAGGUCCUGGGGGACAAAGAGGUCCUGGACGCCCUGGCGGCCUCCCCCACGACCUCCCUGACCAUUACCUGCCCCACCUUCGGGGACUGGGCACAGCUGUCGCCGGAGCUGCCGGGUCUGCGGCUCCGGCUGAACCCGCCGGCGCGCCUGCCGGCGUCCGAGGGCCUGCGCGAGUUCCUGGAGUACCUGGCCGAGUCCCUGGAGCCGCCGUCCCCCUUCGACCUGCUGGAGCCCCCGUCCUUCGGGGGCUUCCUGCGGCUCACGGCGCCCUGCUGCUACGUCUUCCCCGGAGGGCUCGGGGACGCCGCCUUCUUCGCCGUCAACGGCUUCACCGUGCUGGUCAACGGCGGCUCGAACCCCAAGUCCAGCUUCUGGAAGCUGGUGAGGCACCUGGACCGAGUGGACGCCGUGCUGGUGACGCACGCGGGCGCCGACAGCCUCCCGGGGCUCAACAGCCUGCUGCGGCGCAAGGUGGCGGAGCGCGGGGAGGCGGCGGUACACGCAGGUCUGUGCAGACUUCGUGUGUCUCCGUGUGGUCUUAGCGUCCUGGCCCUGCGCCCUCUGCUUCUCCGGCCGAGGGUGCUGGCGCCGGAGCCAGGCCUCCAGCCUGGCGUUACCGGCUGGCUGGGCCAGCGUCGGUUCACUCGUGGGCUGUGGGCUCGAGGCGACACGGCCCGCCUCCGGCUGUCGGUGACCCUGAUCCCCACCUUCGACUCCGCCACCAUGCACCGGUGGUACGAGGAGACGCACGUCCGGCACCAGGCUCUGGGCGUCACGGUGCUGGGCAGCAACAGCAUGGUGUCUAUGCAGGACGAGGCCUUCCCCGCCUGCAAGGUGGAGUUCUAG
Messenger RNA from Dipodomys ordii (Ord's kangaroo rat), 1257 nucleotides. RefSeq names its product microtubule-associated protein 1S (gene Map1s). Gene Ontology annotation, cellular component: synapse; microtubule associated complex; microtubule. Gene Ontology annotation, molecular function: actin binding; microtubule binding. Bases 1 to 1257 code for a protein of 418 amino acids. Gene Ontology annotation, biological process: dendrite development; regulation of microtubule depolymerization; microtubule cytoskeleton organization. The record is from RefSeq and is a predicted model, not a curated record. The transcript has 7 exons. NCBI's taxonomy places the organism in Eukaryota, Metazoa, Chordata, Mammalia, Rodentia, Heteromyidae.